CAACUUUCAUUUAAUGCACAUCGGUCAGUCGGGGGAAUUCCAGCGACAUGGACGCACUGCUUUUCCUCACCGUAAAUUUAGUCGCCCUGGGCUCAGUUUUGGGCCAGAAGGUCCCUUCGUGCGCUCAAGCCGAAGGCUCAUGCUAUGUUUGUGAUGAAGACUUUACAUGUUCGUUUACCACCGACCGAAAUAUGACGAGCAUGAUUCAAUGCAAGAAAAAUGGGGACCAGUAUACCGGAAUUUUGGAAAAUCUCAGCACUGAAAGCAAGUAUUCAAUUCACGGGGAAAUAAAACCGACGAAAAUAAUUUUACUACUUACGCAAACAAGACCGGUUCAAAAACCCCGUUAAAAAACGGUAGUUUGCGAAUAGGAUCACUUUAAUAUCGCAAACGGUUUUUGUUUGCGAUAUAGCAUGCUCGGGCCUAUUCGCUUUACAAUAAAAAUCCACGUCUCUUCUUAUCUAAUAAUUUUAUCAGAUGAACCUUGGCAAAAAUUGCGAGAGUUCAGGAUCUUCAAAACUUACAAUUUCAAUAAUUUAAAAUGCUCUGGAAUAUUUUUAAUGUUAGAAAUAUUUUCCAACUGAAUAAAAAAUACAGGCAUAGCCACUACCUUCCUUAUUACUGAAAAAAUGGUCAAUUCACUUUCAUUUUCACCAGAAUAAUUCAGUAUUGAUUAUUUUUUCCUCGUCCAGUUGUAAAAUGAAGUCCACUAAACUAAUUGGAAUAAUUAUUUUCAUUGGGAAGCACCAUCGGGAUGACGUUAUGCUAAAUUUAAUCACGGCAAACUUUCCUUUCCAGAGCUGGCCGCGCUCUGUCUCAAUGAAAGCGCGCAGGCUAAACCCUGUCAAUCCAAAAAACUCCAAUCCAUGUUAGAAGAUGCCCUAAAGAACUGUCCAGACAACAGCGUCGAGGUGAACAACAAAUUGAAUCGAAUCUUGGAGCUUGUCUCGCUCCUUGAUGGCAAUGGCAGCACCAACAACUCCACCUCCACAGAAGCAAGCUCUUGUCAAUUCGCUGAGACCUUGAUCUGGACGCUUGCCACGUUGAACGGCCUUCAACUGGCCGCACUGUGCUGCAUGGUAGCCGUGAAGACGGCCAAGGUGUUCGCUGGCCGCCGGCGCAAGAGCAGUAUCGACUCCCUGCAAUACGAUGACUGCGGGCCGCCCGUUGCCGACAUUGUAGCCGUGCAGACGGCGCCACUGGCGUCGCUGCAGGUGCACCAGCAACCACAGCAGCCGGAUUAUGCUGACGCCGAGUACGACUACGUGUACGACCACGUGUUGCAAGCGGAGAGAAGGCCGGAAAAGCAACCUAGCGCUGAGAUCGCGAGCGUCGAUAACGUGAGCGUCGAGGAUUCGCCCAGCAACCCUUUUUACCUCGAGCUGUACAACAAGGUGCAACUCAGGAACAACCGCAGAUGACCCCGAAUUUCUGUUAACAAGCAUCAUCAGGACUGUCACAAAAUGCUUGUAUGAUAAUGAGAUAGAUUGUAGCCAUGUAUGAGACACUACCAUUGUAAAUAAAGUCACAUAAGCUUUAAUUUAU
Cloeon dipterum is the source of this 1545-nucleotide messenger RNA. RefSeq lists its product as uncharacterized. The transcript is spliced from 2 exons. The record is from RefSeq and is a predicted model, not a curated record. Bases 867 to 1421 code for a protein of 184 amino acids. NCBI's taxonomy places the organism in Eukaryota, Metazoa, Arthropoda, Insecta, Ephemeroptera, Baetidae.